Molecule: messenger RNA, 1879 nt
Organism: Drosophila obscura
Lineage: Eukaryota; Metazoa; Arthropoda; Insecta; Diptera; Drosophilidae
Gene: Fitm
Product: acyl-coenzyme A diphosphatase FITM2
Exons: 3
Coding region: 296-1555 (419 amino acids)
Biological process (GO): lipid droplet organization; phospholipid biosynthetic process; lipid storage
Cellular component (GO): endoplasmic reticulum membrane
Source: RefSeq, a predicted model, not a curated record
GAAACGGCUAUUUUCCUGAUGAAAAGCUGGCAGCACUUGUUCUAUUUUUUACGGGGCGCAACAGCUGAACGCACGUAGAUUUUUGGCUGAAACGGAGGGCGAAAAGCAAAUAGGAGCAACGACAGUGGAUACCUGAUGUGACAGAGGCUAUAAAUAUCACUGAAAGUAAUGAAAUCCGAUUUCGAUCGGUGCAUUAGAGCAUAACCAAAAACGGCGAAACAACGCAUUUCCCACCUUGGCCAAGUGCAAACCCCAGCAACCAGGCAGGAGAAACAAACGUCAACGAAAUCGAAUUAUGGCCACCAAACGGCGACCGCUGCGUCCAAACAUUGGCGCCGCUUCGGGUUCUGGAUCGAACAUGAACUUUCGACCUGGGGGUCCGGAUAUAACUCGAUCCGAGGCUCGGGGCACCAGACCUACAGCAGCCCCCACCAGUAUCAGAGAGAUUCUUGUCAUGGGAGUAAUACAUUUGUGUAAAAAAACGAUAUUCUUCAACACGGACCUGAAAGUGGCCCUCUACCUGGGCAGCCUGUUCGUGAUAUCGGUCAUUGGGGACUUUGUCCCCUUUCCAAAGACCUACUUCGCGCGCUCGGACAAUUUGUUCAACACGUACUUCGUGAAGAUAGGCUGGGGCUGGACUCUGCUCUUCGUGGUGCCCUUCCUAGUGUUGUCUGCCUAUACGAUCACCUGUGGCGAUCACAAGCGGAUGCUGCGCCAUCACUUCCCUCGCAUUGUCAUAGCCACGUUCUUUUGGUUCUUCUGGACGAAGCUCUUCAACAUUGUGGAAAAUUCGUACGGUCGCUGCACGGUCAAAGGCUUCCAGAGCAAGUCGAGCUGCCUGAAGGCCGGCCAUCUGUGGCAUGGCUUCGACAUAUCCGGCCAUGCGUUCAUCCUGAUCCACUCUAGUCUGGUGCUCAUCGAGGAGGCGCGUCCCAUCAUCAAGUGGGAGACCAUCAAGGAGCACAUCCGCAACGAGCUGCACAAUCGCAGCGUCUCCGAGAAUGCGGGCACCAAUCCCCUUCGAGGACUGAACGACGAGCAGAUGCGAAGCCUGCAGUUCCUCUACAAACGCCUAACGCCCAUCAUCCGCACCCUGUUUAUCGGCAUGGCCGCUCUGCAGCUGCUCUGGGACAUAAUGCUGGUGGGAACGAUGCUCUACUACCACCGCAUGAUCGAGAAGGUCAUCAGCGGCAUCAUCGCCAUCCUGACCUGGUACUUCACAUAUCGCUUUUGGUAUCCCACGCGCGGUCUCUUGCCAGAGGAGCCCGGCAACGGCACCUUCUACUACCAGAGGGAGACUUAUGGCUUUCCUUUCAAGCGUCCCUCGCAUUUAUCCAGUGGGACCGCCGCCAGUGGCGCCUCUGGCCCCACGAGAGCUAAUCACAAUGGCAAAGUGGGAGCGACGAAUGUGCCCAAGGAUCAGCAAGUGCCAACAUUCAUGGGCAUGCCGCUGUUCACCAGCCCGAAGGUGGCCACCGCCGCAGCGAGCUUGCUGCAAUCGGCACAGCAGAAGCGAGAGCGAGAGCAGCAGCAGCAGCUGGGUGCAGAGAGCUGAGCCCCAAGGCAGAUACUCGUCCUCGGGGGGCGUAAGCAAGCGUAGCAGGAAUUGACAAUUAGGUGACGGAUUGGAAUUAAUACCAAAUGUUUUUUAUAUUCAAAGUUAAUUAUUGAUGUAAAUUAUGAUAUUUUAGCAGCUAGACACUGGCUGGCACAUGGUUCAUCCAUCUUCUCUUUUCUUCAUCCUCCCAUACCCCUGCAUCUGCAUCAGCAUCAGCAACAGCCAUCUGGUUGCCCACGUAGUAGCUUUAAGCGUUAAGCGUUCUUAUGUUCGUGCGUUUAUAUGUGACCAACUUUAACAGUAAAAGGAUUUGUUAACAAA